AUUCGCUCGGCAGGAAUUUCCAUCUCGUCAUCACGACCUACCUCCAAGGUAGACGUAAAAAAAAAAUCGCCCGUAUAGACCUUCAUUUUUUCUCAACUGCUAUUAUAACCGCUGAUGAGGAACUUUAUACUAACUUUCAAGCUUUCUGACCCAACGAAUACAAUUUUAUUGACGAUGGGUGGAAUAUCCAAAUUCGAGCUUCUAAAUAGCUUGCAAAAGUCGAGCUGAUCAUGAUAACAGAGUCGGCCAUCUUUCAGCCGUUCGGAUUGUCCGUCUCUAGACGCUCGUCAAUUAUCUCCUACCGUCGUCGGUGCGCGUCCCGUUAAAUAAAAUUAUUUCUCAUUAAAUUCCUUACAAUAUUUGAGUUUUGUUCUUACAAUAUUUGAGUUUUGUACUUUUGUGUGCUACCGUCGACCGUCAACACCGUUCGCCGUCGCCAUCUCCGGGUGCCAAAUUUCCAAGUCACAACCUACACUCUACAGUGCCGCACAGCCAUUGCCGCGACUGACACAGAUUAAAGACAUUCAUACCUUAAUAUAGAAUUCUCAAUGGAAAAUACGAAUCAAAUACCAGAUUCCAGGAGAUGUAAACCAGACAAAUUGUAUAAAAAAUCAUUAUUUGUAGAUAUAUAUGAAAGAUUGCAAUCCUUAUGGAAUGGUGAGUUUUUUUGUGAUGUUAAACUACAAACGGAUGAUCAAAAAAUAAUAUCCGCACAUAAAGUGAUUUUAUCAGCAGCUAGCCCGUAUUUCCAUGCCAUGUUCACAAAUUUUGCAGAAAGGAAUCAUGAUCUUGUGGCAUUAAGACAGAUAGAUCAUACUGCUUUACUGCUCUUAGUGAACUUUAUUUAUUCUGGAAAAAUCUCGGUCACUGAAGAAAACGUCCUGAUUUUGCUACCGACUGCAGACCUCUUGCAGUUACAAGGAGUAAAAGAUGCUUGUUGUGAUUUUUUACAGUCACAGCUCUGUCCAACAAAUUGUAUCGGUAUUUACACUAUAGCUGACUUACAUAGCUGUACAAAAUUGAAAACAAGCUCAGAAAUAUAUAUUCAUCAACAUUUUUUAGAAGUUGUUGGUGAUAACGAAUUCCUAUCCUUAUCAUUGGAACAAUUAAUUAAGUUGAUAUCCAGUGAUAGACUUCCAGUAUCAUCUGAUGAAAAAGUAUUUGAAAGUGUUAUUAGUUGGGUAAAAUAUGAUUUGGGUUCAAGACAAUGUGUUUUAUCUCAAUUAAUGCAACAUGUGCGGUUACCAUUAACAUCGAAGGAUUACAUAUUAAAAAAAGUAGCUGAAGAACCUCUUAUAAAGAAUUGUUUAAAAUGUUAUCAUUAUGUAUUGGAGGCAUUAAAUACACUCAAAUCAGAAUACCAUAUUCCACAAUGCAUCCAGGAUAAACCCAGACAUGGGGAAAAAGUUAUAUUAGUUGUUGGUGGAAUUCAGUCUGAAUUAAGUUAUAAUUUAGAAUGGUUUGAUACACGAACAUACUCAUGGCAUUUUGGACCAGAAUUGAUUUCAAACUUUAAAAAAAAUAGUCUAGUCUUAAUGAAUGAUAACAUUUUAUUUGUCGUGAAUGGCUAUUCUAGUGGUUAUUCACAACAUUAUCCCAGUCUUUUUAUGCUAGAUUUAUCUUUAGAAUCACUUUGUUGGCAACGAUGUGCGGACAUGUUAGUUGAGCGACAAACAUUUGGAGUUGGUGUAAUAAACGAUAAUAUCUAUGCAGUAGGCGGAUGGAGCUCUACAGAUGGUCAUUGCAGAAGUGCAGAAGUUUAUAACUACAAUACUCAAACAUGGCAUAUGAUAUCAAAUAUGUCUACUACAAGAUCUUCAUGUGCGGUUGGAGUCCUGAAUGAUCUUUUAUACGUGGUAGGAGGUUAUGAUCAAUCACGGCAGGCUUUAGACACUGUUGAAUGUUAUAAUCCCAGUAUUGGUAUGUGGUCACCAGUCGCAAACAUGUGCGAACGUCGCAGUGGUGUUGGUGUAGGAGUUUUAUACGGUGAAUUAUAUGCUGUAGGCGGUGAUGAUGGAUCAAACUUUUUGAGUACUGUUGAAAAAUACAGCCCAAAAACAGGAGUUUGGACUACUAUAGCAUAUCUAAAUUUUCCACGAAAAAAUGCAGAAGUAGUUGCAUUAGAUGGAUUUUUAUAUGUCCUCGGUGGAAUGGACAAAUCUUCUAAUUUGGAUUAUGUAGAAUUUUUAAACCCAGACAACAAUACCUUUACCGUGAUCACAGCAAAAUGGAAUAUUAAGUGGAUUUCACCUGGAGCAGUAGCCAUUAAUAGGCCACAACAUUUUACAACUUGUUAGCAUUCAUGAUUUUUUUCUUUUGUAUAAAUGUUUUCAUAUUAUUGUAUCUUACACUAUAUAUAGGUUGUACAAUUCAUGCAUUUUUUUCUUAUGUAAAUAUUUUCCUAUAUUGUACAAUAAUACCUAUAUUUAUUGUAUUCUUUUUUUAAUCCUAUAACUUUGAAUGUUUCAUUAAAAGGUUCUCGUAUUA
This is a messenger RNA of Acyrthosiphon pisum (pea aphid), 2487 nucleotides long. RefSeq names its product kelch-like protein 2. Gene Ontology annotation, molecular function: protein binding. NCBI's taxonomy places the organism in Eukaryota, Metazoa, Arthropoda, Insecta, Hemiptera, Aphididae. The transcript is spliced from 11 exons. The record is from RefSeq and is a predicted model, not a curated record. Bases 549 to 2297 code for a protein of 582 amino acids.